CCGCCAUGGAGGCGGUUCUGAGAAGGUGUCGGGAAAUUCUGCAAUAAUGCCCCAUGACAGGACACAUCUUCAGUGGAAAUUUGACAUCAUUUUGGCUCCACUAUGGACAGGAUAUAUAUUGGACAUGCUGCUGAGAGUGGAUAACAGCAAAGGAAGAAGAAGCUUUCACUGACAGCAUGAUGAAAACUCUCCUCCUCUCUCUGGGGCUGCUGCUGCUCGCCGCCUGCUGCUGCAACGCCAUACCCAGCUCUCUGCAGUUCUCUGCUUUUCCUGUGAACUGCUGCUUCGACGUAUCCAAUCAAAGUAUACCGCUGAAGUUUGUAUCCAAAAUAACCCCGACACACAGAUCCUGUCAGAACAAGGCCUUCAUAGUCAAGACCAUCAAAGGGAAAACGACCUGCUACAGUGGAACCAACCGGUGGGCUAUGAAUGCCUACAAAAAGCUCCACGGCAGUCGGCCCUGAUCUGUACCUGAUGCAUACCUGAUGUUAAGGAAUACUUUGCUUUGGUGUUUAACCUUUGACCUAGUUCAUCAUUUUCUCCUUCCUCUGUCUCUAUUCCCAUGGCAUAGUUCUUAGGCCUUCUGGUUGCUGAAAUCUCCUUUAAAAGGGGAAAACUUGGGUUUCUGACCGAGCACAAGUUGACCUGAGGUAGUUUACUGUUCAGGGACGUCUAGAAGCCCUUCUUAUCUGGAACGUAGGUUGCCUGACGUACAUCCCUUUCUCAUGUGCUACAGCUUAAGUUAGAUUCAGGGUCCAUAUUUGUCUAGUCUCGCUAAUGAUAAAUGUUGAUUAUCCAUUCUGAACUAAUUAAAACCUCUUGUUGUAGUAGAGAUCUUCAGAAUUGGUCGACCGCUGUGUCAACUCGUGGCUGCAGCAAAUGUCUUGUCAAUUCUCCGGCCGUUAACUUCAGAAUAAACCUUCAGUGUUUGCCAUCAAAGUUCCAGCUCUCCCCGCGUCUCUCUGAGUUUCGUCUCCAUUGCUCCAGAAGUUUCCAUCACACCUGAUUUGUAUACUUACAUUUUUUAGGCCUUACUGAUUUUUGUAUUGAAAUUGAAUAAAUGUAUUAACAUUA
Messenger RNA from Eleginops maclovinus (Patagonian blennie), 1074 nucleotides. Its product is annotated as C-C motif chemokine 4-like. Gene Ontology annotation, cellular component: extracellular region. The coding region runs from base 177 to 464 and encodes 95 amino acids. The record is from RefSeq and is a predicted model, not a curated record. The transcript is spliced from 3 exons. Gene Ontology annotation, biological process: immune response. Gene Ontology annotation, molecular function: chemokine activity. Lineage: Eukaryota; Metazoa; Chordata; Actinopteri; Perciformes; Eleginopidae.